Patella vulgata (common limpet) is the source of this 468-nucleotide messenger RNA. RefSeq lists its product as uncharacterized. Bases 1 to 468 code for a protein of 155 amino acids. The transcript is spliced from 3 exons. Gene Ontology annotation, biological process: MAPK cascade; protein phosphorylation. The record is from RefSeq and is a predicted model, not a curated record. NCBI's taxonomy places the organism in Eukaryota, Metazoa, Mollusca, Gastropoda, Patellidae. Gene Ontology annotation, molecular function: ATP binding; MAP kinase kinase activity.
AUGGACAUGUUCGGAUAUGAUCCAAGACAGUCGCCUUUCUUACCAUCUGGCUAUGAAGCUUCGAGUGAUCUACCUGACGACCUGGACUCUGUUAUUGUACCCUCCAUCCGAUCAAAGGACAUCGUGUUUCACAAGAAUGAGGACGAAUCGUUUAAAGAAAUUGGAAGAGGUAGCUAUGGUGUGGUAUAUCUAGGACACUUGCUCAAAACAUCAAAGCAGAUUGUUAUCCAUAAUGAUGUUAAAGCUGACAACAUCUUGGUGGAUCUCGAUGGUUUCGAUGUUCGUUUCAUUGACUUCGGGAUGUCCACAUUCAGGAAAGGCUUGGAGUUUACUGCCAGCCCCGACUACAUGUCUAAGUUCCAAUUCUUGGCUCCCGAAGUCCGUGAAAACUGCCACUCAACCCCACAGUCGGACGUCUUCAGCUUGGGUUUUUUAUUUGAACUAGCAGUUGGUACAUUCUACAUGUGA